Adelges cooleyi (spruce gall adelgid) is the source of this 2424-nucleotide messenger RNA. RefSeq names its product mediator of RNA polymerase II transcription subunit 17 (gene MED17). Gene Ontology annotation, biological process: regulation of transcription by RNA polymerase II. Lineage: Eukaryota; Metazoa; Arthropoda; Insecta; Hemiptera; Adelgidae. The record is from RefSeq and is a predicted model, not a curated record. Gene Ontology annotation, cellular component: mediator complex; core mediator complex. The transcript has 10 exons. The coding region runs from base 292 to 2223 and encodes 643 amino acids. Gene Ontology annotation, molecular function: transcription coregulator activity.
CAGUUGCCAAUCAAAAACUUCAGCGGCACUCAACAGCUCACUUCGCAGUAGCUAUAUUAGCUAUAUUAGAUAGCAUAUCAUUCUAAUUUCUAAAUUGUACUUUUAAAUAUAAACACAAAUCACAAUAAGAGGAUUUUUAAUUUUUAAAUGGAAAUUUUAGUUUAUCUACCUUAAAAGCCAACGAACAAUUAAAUUUUUCAAAUGUUCGACAUUGUUGUGAUUUUAAAAUUGAUUUAUUGAAUAGUGAGCCGAAAUCGAAUAGUUUUAAAAACAGUUUUUGUCAUUUUUACCAUGGCAUAUUCUACGAGUGUUAAUAUAAGUAUUGAAACUCAAGCUGAAAAUAUAAUUCAAGAAAUUUCAUACGAUGGACAAGAAUUAUAUCAACCGGCACUUUCUAUGUCGGAUAACUUGUCAAAGCUUGCACAAAGAAUCGAUUUCAGUAAGGUCGAACAAGAGGAUCUUAAACAGCCUGAGGUGGAAAUCAAAACUGAAGAUGAAUCAAAAGAUCAAGCAUCUAAUGCUCCAGUAUCUGGAUGGAUUGAUUCUGUUGUUUCUAAACUAAAAAAAGCAGCUACAGAGAUUUGUGUUAUAUCAGAUGUGCUGGCUAUUACAAAAGAAAAGAGGUACAUGAUUUUAGAUCCUAUUCAAAAUGACUUAACUGAAACCAAACCAAUGGCACAAAUCUAUCUUCGUAAAAAGGCUUUAGCAAGUGCUUCAAACAUUAUAAUGUCAGCUGUUGAUCGUUUGAGAAGUAGUCAAAAUGAAUUUAUGAGGAACAGAACUACUCCUGAUUUUCAUAUUGAAUUGUUAAGGCUUCGGCAAAAUUGGAGAUUGAAAAAAGUUUCUACCGCUAUUAUUGGAGAUUUAAGUUACAAAACUGCUGGUUCAAAAUUCGGACAGAGUGGUAUGUUUGAAGUGACUAAAGCGGAAGAUGAUGUACAACCAAAUGUAGGAGGAGUAAAUGGUAGUCCUUCGUCUUCUCCUGUGCAAAAUGUACCAGUUGCCAAAUCUCCAUCAGCGCUUAGAGUAACGAUUCCUGCAGAACUUCAAGGAGUUUCUUAUAUUAUGGUAUUAUGUCAGAAAGAUCAAGAGAAUAUAUUUAACACAUCAAUUAAUUUGCUGGGAUCGGCUCCAGCUACGCCAAACCCAGAUAUGCAUUGGCAGCAAAAAUUAGAAGCCGCUCAGAACGUAUUAUUUUGUAAAGAACUAUUCAACCAAUUGGCCAAGGAGGCAGUUCAAUUACAAGCAGCAAUACCCCAUAUGGUUGUCGGAAAUCAAAUAACUGCUACCGUAUUUCCUGGUAUUCAGUUGAUUAUUGGUUUGUGCCAUAGUUCUACAAAUGGCAAUUCAAACACAGUUUUACCUUCUAAAACCGAUCACGAUCAUGUACUAGAACAUUCUCUUCACCAACUCCUCAGAGAAGUACACCAUAGAAAUACUCACCAGCCUUUCCCGCAUCCUUCUUCUGGUCCUCUGGGACCGAGUAAAAGGCGUGCGGUUGCGGGGCCCAAUGCAGCAGAUCGAUUUGAACUAAUAGAAAUGUCAAAGAGUCAGACAUUAUUGGAACAAAUCAUUGAACAAGCCCAGCAUUUUUUCAUGAGAUUACGUACUGAAUAUGUCUUAGACACAUUAUCAAAAGAGGUUAAAGACCCAACUAUAAUUUCCCACUGGAAUUCGUUAAACUCGCCAACUCAGUCAUGUGUUAAGAUCACUAUUGUUUCUCAUGGAUUUGACUGUAUUUGUAGAACUUCUCUUGUCAUUCACGUAAUGAAAAAAUCGUUAAAAUGUGUUUGUCGAGAUGGUAGAGUCAUGUAUUUAUCUUAUGAACCUCAAGAACUCAGAGAUCUAAUCUUUUGUCAAGUUUAUCAACAUCAAAUUGUUGGAGUUCAGUCUGUAGCUAAAACACAAGGAUGGCAAUUUUUGGCUAGUUCAUCACAUCUUGGAUUAGGCCCUGUCGAACCUAUGGGUAAUGCUAGUUCAUGUCUACUAGCAUCACCCAUUGGUGAUAGGUUGAUAUCGGUGAAAUGUGAGCCCCAAGGUAAUGUUAGCGUAAGUAUCGCGCAUUCACCGAAAAAAGACUUUUUUGGAGGACAACUAGUGAAAGAGAGAAAAUGGGAAAAUUUAGGUGGCUCCUUUAAAAAAGUCCGAUGGGAUAAAAUGGAAGGUAAAAAUUUUUUGAACAAAAUUGAACUUCUGAUGGCUAGUUUAACUAACUCCACAUGAUCAGUUAUGACGUUUAAAAUUUAAAUUUGUGAUGUAUUUAUUAAUGUGUAUAAAUAAUUGUAAGUCAUUAAUUUUAUUAAUAUUGUUGUAAAGAUAUUGUUUUAUUGUAAGUUUUAUAAUUUGUAUUGUAAUAUUAAGAUAAAUAGUUUGUAUUUUAAUAUCAUUGUUCUGAAUACAUAAAAUAUUGUUUUAUGUAAAUAA